Cylicocyclus nassatus is the source of this 1988-nucleotide messenger RNA. The record is from the annotation of a GenBank genome assembly. NCBI's taxonomy places the organism in Eukaryota, Metazoa, Nematoda, Chromadorea, Rhabditida, Strongylidae.
CCGGAUUCAUGUCGAUUUCGUGCGAAUCAAGCAAAACCACCGAUUAGUGAAUCGAGAUGACAUGUAGUGUCAUCGGCGAAGGCAGUAGCGACAGUUCGCCCCAAAAGCUAUCACCUCAAGCAGGGCGUUCAAAUUCCAGUAUGAGGAAUACCAUAGGCAGAGAUUACGGGAAAUAUGAAUUGACGGUUUUGUUGAUUACACAAUUGAGCUACAUACCUAUUACAACAACCAUGUUAUCUACAGCUUUCUAUGAGCCUACACAGCCCACAUGUAUGCUUCUCAAUAUCACCAACGAUGCUAAUGAUGCUGCUAUGGUUGAUCCAGAGAUAACGGACGAGUUCAAUUCAUUGUUAUUGGAUUGGGGUGAAGCUUGUCAGCAGUCACCUCUAACGACACUCAUGUCCACAACAUUAAUGGCUGGAGCCCUAACUGGUUCUUUCGUCGCUGGAUGGUUAGCUGAUGCUUAUGGAAGACUCGUGGUCCUGAAAGGCUGUCUGCUACUGCUGUGCAUUGUGAAUGUCAUAUUUUCCUUUGUCGCUACCGUAUCAUGGUGGUUGUCAGCUACACUUCUAUUUACGCUUGGGGCUGGAUGUGGAGGAUAUAUGGUUACCAACUUGGUGAUACUUAUCGAGUGUCUAGAUCACUCAAAUUCACGAUUGCUUGCGGUUUCAUUGAACGGAUGGAGUAUCUCCAUGGCAUUUGUUGCUUUAAUAGCACGACUUACCCAGCACUGGUUCACAUUCCACCUCUUCACUGCCCUAUUAGCUCUUUUAGCACUUUUAGCAUAUCAACUAUGGGUUUAUGAAAGCUGUCGCUGGCUUGCUGGAAAUCAUCGUAUGGCGGAAGCACGCUCUACAGCCGUUCAAGUCAUGGCUAGGAGAUCGGAACCUGUUUCAUCUUCAUCAGUAAAUGACCGUGAAUGGUGGGAAAUACUUGGGUUCUCUCAACCAGCGGUGAGUUUGCAGGAUAAAACCGAAGCUAGAAGGAAGUAUACGUACUCGGAUCUCUUUAGUCACCCUUCCAUAUACAUCCCUUUGAUUGCCUUAUGUUACUGCUUCGUAUCGUUGUCUGUGGUGUCUUUUGGUUUUUACUUCAACGCCGAUGCCUUACCCGGUAAUCGUUACCUCAAUCUAGCUCUGAUGGGGCUUUCAAAAUUUGCUCUAGGUCUUCUACCAUUCGCUGUUUCUUCAUUUGUUGGGCGUCGCCCCAUAGCUUUUGUUUCUGUAGGAUUUGCUUGCGCCUGUGCAUGGGUGGUGGUCAUCAGCCAACUUUGUGGAACAGCAGCGAAUCACUGGUCCCUGGUUGCCUUAUCCCUGAUGGUUUCGGCUGCCCUCGAUCCGGCGUGGAAGAUCACUCAUCUACAUUCAGCUGAACUAUUCCCAACGGUUGUGCGAAACAUGGCACGUGCCGUCUGCAAUGUCGCAGCAAGGCUGGGAUCUGUGGCAGCUCCAUUGGUUGUGCACUCACGGACCAUGCAUUACCUCGUCCCUUAUGUAGCAUUUGGUGCAUUUCUCACAAUCCAAUUAGUGGUAGUAGCAGCUUUCAUACCGGAAACUAAGGAUAAACCCCUCCCUGAAGAGCUGCCAACUGUUUUGAGUACUACGCCUCCUGCAGUUCAAACGGAUCAAGAAAUGGAGAUGAAAACGGGUACCCCAAGCUCAUUAGAUGUUUGAUAUUUGAAUAGUAUUGGAGAUGAAAUGUUGAUAUGGAAAUGACUGCUAUUCCCAUCUCUUUUACCCUAUUUCUUCUUCUUUUGUCGCUGUGAAUUUGUACUACUGACCUACCAACCCAAGUCCUAAAUACUCGUUGUUUUAUCAAUUCCAGAUUUUAUAUGUGAUUGUACAUAGUGUUAAAAAUCAUGUUUCAUUGUUCUGUGAUAGAAUUCGGUGAUUAUCUGUCCUUUCAAGCUUUAAGGUCAUUCACAAAAUUAACUGCAUGAAGAGUUUACGUGACGACAUACAAUGCCGAAAUAAUAAAGAUUCCAUGCA